AUGUUCUUAAAAACACUUUGUUUUUGUAUCAAAAUUAUAGAACAUACGACCCAAAAUGAUGAUGAUGAUGAUGAUGAUGAUGAUGAUGAUGAUGAUGAUGAUGAUGAUGAUGAUGAUGAUGAUGAUGAUGAUGAUGAUGAUGAUGAUGAUGAUGAUGAUGAUGAUGAUGAUGAUGAUGAUGAUGAUGAUGAUGAUGAUGAUGAUGAUGAUGAUGAUGAUGAUGAUGAUGAUGAUGAUGAUGAUGAUGAUGAUGAUGAUGAUGAUGAUGAUGAUGAUGAUGAUGAUGAUGAUGAUGAUGAUGAUGAUGAUGAUGAUGAUGAUGAUGAUGAUGAUGAUGAUGAUGAUGAUGAUGAUGAUGAUGAUAUGAAUUAA
Schistosoma rodhaini is the source of this 372-nucleotide messenger RNA. The record is from the annotation of a GenBank genome assembly. Lineage: Eukaryota; Metazoa; Platyhelminthes; Trematoda; Strigeidida; Schistosomatidae.